Molecule: messenger RNA, 1167 nt
Organism: Musa acuminata AAA Group (dessert banana)
Lineage: Eukaryota; Viridiplantae; Streptophyta; Magnoliopsida; Zingiberales; Musaceae
Exons: 1
Coding region: 1-1167 (388 amino acids)
Biological process (GO): regulation of DNA-templated transcription
Molecular function (GO): double-stranded DNA binding
Source: RefSeq, a predicted model, not a curated record
AUGGCUGCUGCUCCGCUCCGCUCCGUACUCCUCCGCAAUGGCCUUCUGCCCUUGUUCGAAACCUGCCGCCUACGAGAUCUCCUCUUCUUCUCCUCCUCUGUUGACACUGCCGCCGCCGUAGGCGGCACCAUAUCUCGAGAUCCCCACUUCAUGGUGGAAUACCUCGUGAACUCCUGCGGGUUCUCCCCCUCCGAGGCAGCCAAGUUCUCUGAACCCCUUGCGCACCUCCGAUCCACCGAGAAACCCGACGCCGUCCUUAACUUCAUGAGAUCUCAGGGCUUCGAUGGCGCCGGUAUCAGGAAGGUGAUAUCUGGGGAUCCCAGACACUUAUGCUACAACGUGGAGAAGAACCUCGCCCCGAAGUUUCAGUUCUUACGCGAUUUGGGUCUAUCGGAGUCGGAUAUCGUCGAUGCCAUCCUGAAGAACAAUGGCAUCCUCCGCCUCGACGUUCACCGUUCCUUGGUCCCCAAAUUGGAGAUGUGGGAAAGUCUCUUGGGAUCGAGAGAGCUCGUUCUCAAGCAUCUCAAGAAGACCCGAUGGUUUUUCUUCUCCAGCGUUGAGAAUAGAUUGCAUCCUAACCUAAAGUUCUUGAGGGAUGAGUGCGGCAUUCCUGAAGAAAUGGUCUCUGUCGUCUUGAGAAGUAACCCACAAUUAAUCUCACAGAAACCAGAGUCUCUCCGAGCUUUGGUUGCGAGAGCCGAUGAGCUGGGGAUGCCACGGCAAUCUCGGAUGUUCAUGUGGACACUUGAUGUUUUCCACAACGUAAGCAAAGAAAAGUUCGAGUCCAAGGGCGAGCUCAUGAGGAGCUUCGGGUGGUCGGAGUCGGAGUUUUCUUCUGCAGUCAUGAAAAAUCCCACCUUCUUAUGCAUCUCCCUCGAUAUGUUGCGCAGAAAAGUGGAAUUUUUUAUUAAUGUAGUCGGGUACACCCCUUCCUUCAUCGCCUCCCAUCCAAAUCUCUUGCUAUCAAGUCUGCAGAAGACGGUAAUUCCUCGGUUUCGUGUUUUGGAGAUGUUGAAUACGAAAGGCUUGUGGACUCGACGAGGCACGUUUUUGUCCUAUGUGACAUUAUCAAAUACAAAAUUCAUGGAGAAGAUUGUUCUACCCUACAAAGAAAAGGUUCCUGAGCUUCGUGAUAUUUUGAGAGCAGGUGAGUGUGAAGGGAAAUGA